AUGGUCAGAUGCUCCACCAAGCGCCUCUGCAGGCUGGUCAUUGCAGAAUGCGAGGCGGAAGCGCGGGCAGACGCUUCGAGCGGCAGCUGCAGUGUGGCACAGGCCCUUGCCGUCCGCUUAGCCUUGCGCUUCGAAUCCAGACCGAAGGAUAUCCUGGUGAGCAUGAGUGAAGCCGGUCUUCCUGCUGCCAAAGAUCAGCGCUCCACGGUGAAGACCAUCAUGCGGCUCUGCCACCCGGACAAGUGCAAACACCCCGAGGCCAAGCGAGCGAUGCAGAUCCUGGGGCCUCUGCUGUCCUGA
Symbiodinium sp. CCMP2456 is the source of this 300-nucleotide messenger RNA. Lineage: Eukaryota; Dinophyceae; Suessiales; Symbiodiniaceae. The record is from the annotation of a GenBank genome assembly.